Messenger RNA from Aspergillus affinis, 1245 nucleotides. RefSeq lists its product as uncharacterized. The transcript has a single exon. The coding region runs from base 1 to 1245 and encodes 414 amino acids. NCBI's taxonomy places the organism in Eukaryota, Fungi, Ascomycota, Eurotiomycetes, Eurotiales, Aspergillaceae. The record is from RefSeq and is a predicted model, not a curated record.
AUGCCUUCAUCCAGCCAUCUCUCCACUCAAUCAAACGUCUGGAAACGUCUCCCAAUGACUCGGCAAACCCGCGAAAUGGGCUCGCUAUCCACCCUCCUUUUAUCAUGUCUUCAACGGAAACAGAGACCGACGCCAGAAGCUGCAGACGAGCGUCCGCCUGUUCCUGCGAAAGAGCCGCUCUCUACGUCUAGUAUUUCGAACUCCUACUCGAAAUCCCCCGCUCCGCCUACAUACGCAUAUACCUAUACCUGUCGACAAAGUGAGCAAUGUCCGUCUAUUACAGCUUCAUCACAGUCUGGGACUGAGAGUGUGAAGAUAAGCAACACCGGGACGGGCAUACCCACCAAACUCAGCAAGAGAUCAUCGAUUCGGAUAGUGAAUAACCAUGAUUCCGAGAGCACUCUGGUCUCGUCAUCCUCGUCUACCUCUGAAGGACAGACGCUCGCCGGGUCGAGAAACGUGUCUCGGUCCGGGAGCGAGGAGAAAGACGUCGAGGCCGGAGAAGAGAUCGAGGGCGAAAGAACAGUGUCUGCGAUUAUCGAAGCAGGACUCGAAGACCUGGAGAGGCAGAUCAAGUCUGAUUCCGAGAGAACUGGAUCCCAAGGGAUCGUACGGAGUUGCUCGCUCCCGGAGAUCAAGAGUCGAGUGAUUGAGGAUAUUCCGGAGGAGGAUGAGAUACUAUCCGGGAACGGGGCGGCGACAGAGCAACAGCAACAGCAUCAGGAGAAGGAAUUACCAUCUCUACCAAAAGAAGCCCACACGGUAGACCAAGAAAAGGUCGCAAAGGAGACAGACGAAGAAGAGGAAAAAGAGCUCUCCACGAAGUCCAAAUCCUUCCGCGACAGCUUCCGUCUCAGCGGCCGCAAAUCCCUGAUCGAGAUGGUGCAUUUCCUACAACCACCAACCAACCGCUUCAGUGGCCUGAAGAUCCCGAUUCCGCCGAAAUCACCACUCCGCAAAAAGGCCUCCACCAGCUCGAUGCCCUGCCCUGCGGAUCUCCUCCGCUCUACCACCUCUGCCGCCACCACCACCACCUCACCGUUGGAAUCAUCACCGUCGACAUCACCGUUGAAGCCCGAACCUUUGUCAACCCCAGCCCCAAAAGAAGAAAAAACCACGCCCCGCACCAAAAAGCACCGACGCAUGGGUGCCGUGGGGAUGGGCAAUGGGAUCCCGCUCCGGGUACGUCAAUCGCUCGACGGACUCAACAUCAACAACACAGGUAAGAAGUCUCUUUUUUGCUAA